ACACGUGACAUUAAAGUGCUGAUAAUUUAACAUGUGAUAAUUUCGGCCUGCGGGAUGACAUGUGUUGUUCUACCAAAUUAUAUGCAGGUUAUACUUCCUACGUUAUCAAUUUUCGGCCAGAAUAUGUCUAUUUUGCAUCAAGUCCCUGAAGGUCAUGUUGGGGUUUACUGGAGAGGAGGUGCACUUCUCAAUGUGAACACAGAUCCAGGUUUCCAUUUGAAAUUGCCCCUGAUAACUUACUUUGAGCCUAUUCAAGUCACUUUACAGACAGAUUUGGUGAGGAAUAUUCCUUGCGGAACUAAAGGAGGUGUUAUGAUUAAUUUUGCGAAGAUCGAAGUUGUUAAUCGUCUUCACAAGGACUACGUAUAUGACACAUUGCGCGACUAUGGUGUUAAAUAUGACGACACAUGGAUAUACGACAAGAUCCAUCAUGAGAUUAAUCAGUUCUGUAGUGCUCAUUCCCUUCAGCAAGUUUAUAUCGAUAUGUUCGAUCAGAUUGAUGAAAAAAUGAAAGAUGCUCUUCAGGCGGACUGCACGCGUUAUGCUCCAGGUAUUGAAAUUAUUAGUGUGCGUGUUACUAAGCCAUCCAUUCCUGAAAGUGUAAGGCGGAAUUUUGAACAAAUGGAAGAGGAGCGCACCAAGGUGUUGAUUGCAGAAGAGAAACAGAGAGUUUCCGAGAAGGAAGCUGAAACCAAGAAAAAAAUUGCUAUAAGUGAAGCUGAAAAAAAUGCUUAUGUUAGUAAGAUCCAAAUGGAACAGAAGUUGACGGAGAAAGACAGUUUGAGGAAAGAAGCGGAAAUUUCUAAUACAAUGUACUUGGCUCGUGAAAAGAGUUUGGCUGAUGCUGACUAUUACCGCACAAUGAAAGAAGCAGAAGCAAACAAGUUGAAGCUUACUCCUCAGUACUUGGAACUCAGGUUUAUUGAAGCUAUUGCCAACAAGUCCAAGAUAUAUUUCGGCAACAAGAUACCCAACAUGGUUCUUGAUCAGAGGCUGCUCGGAAACUUCUUGCAAGAUGUAGUCGUGAAAGAGAACUUGGAAGCCUGAGUUUCUACUCCACUUUGAUGCUGAGAAUGGGAAUUCUUUCUUUGUCUUGGUCAACGUUUUCAUAUAAUUACAUGCUUUGAAACUAGGAAGAUGGGUUAACCAUUUGCAUAAGAUGGCUGUUUUGCAAUGCUAGACUUUGUUCAUUUUACUUGCGCAUCAGAUUCUUGAAUAUGUACAGGAUACGUCCUUUUGUUGCUAAUUGGUCCACCCUUCAUAUAUUUUCACUGAUAAUCUAUAACCAUAAUUUUCUUAC
This is a messenger RNA of Erythranthe guttata (spotted monkey flower), 1300 nucleotides long. NCBI's taxonomy places the organism in Eukaryota, Viridiplantae, Streptophyta, Magnoliopsida, Lamiales, Phrymaceae. The record is from RefSeq and is a predicted model, not a curated record.